AUUAUCAACCUGUUUUAGGUUAUGUUUAUGUUGUGCACGUUUUGAUUUAAACUUAAUCUCAUUUUCAUAUUCGCUUCUUAAAAAAAUUUAAAAUUAAAUUUAGUCCCUUUCAAUCCACAUUAACAUGAAGAAAAAGAAGCAAAUUCACUCAUCUGUUGAGGAAACUGACAUGGAAAAGAAACAAAAACUAUUUUCAGCUAAAGAAUUCAGACAACUACUUACCACAAACAGCUCACAUGCACUGCAACAAUUUUUACAUAUUAUAAAAGACUUCAAAGACCAUGAUUAUAUACUAGACUAUUUAGAAUCUGGUGGAAGCUGUUUGGAACUUCUGCAUUGCUUGGAAGUGGACUCUUCAAUACCACCAGCUAUAGUUUUUGAAAUAAUAACUCUAAUAUUGUUAAAGAUAAAUAUUCAUUAUCCUCAGUAUCAAAGUACUGCAUAUGAAGCUUGCAGAUAUAUACUCAAAAGUUAUUUGACUGUAUUGAACAAAAUGAUUAAUUUGAGCUCUACCACACCAGAAAGAAAAUCUUGCUUAAAGCUACUUACAGCCAUGGUUGCGUUUUCUCCUAUUUUAGCCAAAGAUAUUUUAAUUCAUAUUAAUUUCCAUUCAGCGAAUGUUGAAUUACUUUCUAAAAACACUGGUGAAAAAGAUAGUACAAGAGAUCAUUUUAUUAAAUUUUUAACAGCUUACUUAGUAGAUGGACAUUAUCCAGCUUUAUCCCUGUUGCUUGAGAAAAAAGGUUUUUUUACUAGUAUUAUUAGUGGACUAAAAUUUGAUUCUGCGGAGACACUAUGCUUAGUAAUGUCAGCAAUGAAGAAUUUCAUAUUGGAAAAUCCAUUGGUAUCCAAAACAGCCAAGAUGAAAACAUUUAACACUGUAGUGGUAAAGGAUAUAGUCAACUUAUAUAAUUGGGUGGGACCUGCAGGAUUUAGAGCAGAUAAAAAGAAAAAUAGUAUUGUGAAUGUCAACGAAAUUGAAAAAUCCAAAGUUAAUGAAUGUGUCCAUGAUUUUUUGUUAAUGCUGUGUACAAAUCACAAGUAUGGAAUUAUUUUUAAAGAUCAUUUAGUAGGUUUGGGAAAGAAGAAUCAAAAUAAUUUAAUGUAUACAGUUUUAGAGAGUCUAGAUAGACCUUGGGAACACUCUUACGCUUCUGAAUUAGUCACAAAAAUUUGUGGAGCGUGUCCAGAUAUUUCAAAAAUGUUAUGGAGCAAUUUGAAACCAUUUCUGGAACCAAGAUUAUCUCCAAAAUGGAUAACUGCAAUGAAAUUUGCUGUUAAGUUAAUAAAAGAAUUACAGCCAAGCUGCAUCAAAUACUGCAUACUGGAAUUAAGUGAUAUACAGUUAUUCCAAAUAGUUCAGUGCCUCAUUGUACCUCUACCAGUAUUAAAUACAAUACUUCCUAAAAAUAAUUCCUACGAAAACUGUUCGGUUAAACAAUAUGUACUACUAUUACUUUUAGAAAUGCUUAAAUCUUUGCAACAGUAUAUUAUUGCUUCAAAUAAUCUGUUGGUGGAUGAGAAACGAAAGAAAUUUAAAUUUUUGUUGAGCAAACAUUUGUCAAAACAUUUUCCAAGCGCUGAGUCAGUAUUAGAAAAUUGGAAUAUAUUAGAUGAGAACUCACCAUUUUCAAGCAUUAAAAUAUUACAAAUUAUCUUUGACAUAUUUAAUCACUAUAAAAUUAUCGCACCCGAUUUAUUAGACAAUUUGAACAACAAUGAAAGUGAAUUGUCCGAUCUUUUAAUUCGAAUUGAAAAGUUGAAUGAGACAGAAGAAUCCAUAGAAAUUUUACAGGUAAAAAUAAUUAAUGUGUUUAUUGAUGUAGCUCAAUCCCAAUUCACAAUAAAUUCCAAAAUGUUCCAAUUUGUAGUACCUCUUUUGUUCAAAAUAUAUUAUAAUAAUGCUAGUAAGGAUACAUUGAAUGCAAUCAAUAAGUUAUUUAAAACAACUGGUAUAUUCGAUGGUUGUGAUUAUGAAAUAAAUAUUUGGAUAAAUGGCAUUUUACAUUUGAAACAAUUGGAUCCUAAUUUAGGGGAGAUUUUAGUACAAAUAUUAAAUAUAACUCACGAUAAACUUGUAGAAUUUCUAGAAGAACUAACAUCUGUGCAGUCCAAUACAGGAAGAGAAAAUCACUACAGUAGUAUUCUGCUACAAACAGAUACAGAAAAAUACAUUAUAAAACAUCGAUAUUUAAGCCCCAUGGUACUUGGUUUAUUAUCUUAUUCAUCCGAUAAUGAAACCACUAAAUCUUUUAAAUGCUAUGUGAAUUUUGUUUUAAUGAAUUUACUGCAUUUACAAACUCAAAUAGCACCUAUCGUCACUAUUAUUAAUAAAUUUGACAUACUACCAACGUCUUUUAAAAAUUAUGCUUCAAGUUGGAUAGAUUGUAAAGAAAUUGUGGUAUUGAAGAAAUUAAAAGGAAGAUUACACAUUUUCGAAGAAUUCUGUAAUGAAUUUUUAUCUGGAAAUAUCGACGAUUUUUUGACAAAUACCAAUCUGAAUGUUUAUUCUGAUUUACCAACAAAUAUACUGGAUGCUGGUAUUUUUUACAUAACUUGUUAUGUGAAUAAUAAUCUUUUAACUAUAGAAAAAGCAGAUAAAUUUGAAUAUUUCGCAAAGUAUAUAUUAGAGAAGAGCGAAUUGAAAAUACAAAUAGUCGAAAGGAUUUUAUGUCAUCCUGCGUUUGUAUUCAAUACAAAUUUUCUGCAUAUUGAAAAACAAACAUCUCAAAGCUGCACUACAAAUAUGUUGAUAAAUUUAACGAAGUUUACUGUACAACAAAAUUGUAGUACUGAUUUAAUUCUAAAUGUAUAUAGAGAAAAAUUAUUACAAGCAAUAAUGAAAAUUCUCACUAAACAUAAAAAAUACGAACAAUUAUCUCUGGACCUGAAAUCUGUUUUACAGGUAUACGGAUUAGGAUAUAAUGAGUGUUUAACUAUACUAGUCAAAGUAUCUCAAUCUUACCAAGAUUACAGUAGGCAUGAAUUAAUUGUAGAUAUUUUGAAUUAUAGUUUGGUGACGUUUACAAAUAUUUGCAGUGCUAACACAAAUUUAGAACCACUAAAAGAUGAAACCGUUUCAGGAUUGAUUGCAUACGUUGUUUUCUUAGCAAAAACUAAACAAAACAUCGGUGUUUUAUCUUCAGCAUUAUUAAAUUAUUUUAAAACAUUUCCUCAUAAUCUAAAUUGUGUUAAUAAUCAUUUAUUCAAAGUGCUUAUUGAACUUGAGGAUUUAAAUAAGGAUAACAUAAAAUUGGCUAGUUUUUUGUUGGAGAAAAAUCCUAUUUACAUUAAAUAUAUCAAAAAAAAUUUAGGAUUCAUUUGCGAAAAGAAAAAUUUAUUAUUGCCUUUGUUGACUGUUUAUAUUAAACAAGAUGUAGAUACAGAUUUAAUAAAACAAAUUUAUGAAUCUGUUGUUACUUCUAUGAAUAAAACAUUGCAAAAACCUCAAAAAGUCGGACAUCACUUUCAUGAAAAUUAUCAAGGUUUAUUAACUCUAAUAAAUUUGGCUAUGCCCAUCGAAAGUUGCAAACAAUUUUUUGAAAAAUUACAAAAAUUCGAUUCCAUUGAAAUAUUCCAUGUCCAUAUGUUAAAAGCAGUAAGUUUCAAAGUUUUAGAAGAUGAUCCAACUAGCAAACAUAUAAACAAUAUAAUAAUGACUUUCAUACAUUUACAAAUACAUUUAUUCAAAAAAUCUGUAGUCACUGAAGACGAUAUCAUAAAGCUAUUGGAAACUACAAAAGUAUUUUUCGAUUUUCUGAAAGUUGUUAAGGAAAAACUCACCGAUAAAGAUUUAAAAAAUACGUCAAGAAAUGAAACGGUUAAAUUAUAUUUCAAAUUUUGUUUGAAAUACGGCGUUUCUAGACGACCCAUACUGUUGCAAGCUUUAACAAUUCUGUUAGAAAUAUUGAGUACUAAUUUGGAUAAAGAAGAUAGUAAACUUCUACUUGAUAUGUUGACUUCUCACUCGGAAUUUUUGGAAAUUGUUUUGGGCGAAAACAACCAAACGAAAACGGAAAUAAUGAGUUUAUAUUUAGUUUUAUGUAAGACUUGGCCUGAAUUUAUGGAAAGACGAUAUGUUCCUCUUUUAUUGGCAAGUUACAGAGGUUUGGUCAAUAAAACUGAUAGAAUUAUUCUACUAAUUCUAAAAAUGUACGAAUCUAGGGCUGAGCAAACCAAUUUCUAUGAAUUUAAACCGUUUUUGUGGGGUAAAGUAGCAGCUACUCAUUAUUCAGUCAGAUAUCAAAUAGAAAACGCCUUGUGGAGACAGCCCAAGAUGAGUGAUGUGCUCGAUAUUCUUCAAGAAAAUUUAGUCAUUUCUACAAUUACCAACUAUCCCCUAAGGCAACAUCUACGUUCAGAUGAAAACGAACUUUUAACACUGGAUGAUAUAAAUAGCUACGACUUACUGUUUUUAUUACCUUUAUUCAGUCAACUAUUAGCUCCCGAACAACAAGUUCAAACAUACAAAUUCACCAGAUCAGGUGCUUUAAGUCUAACAGUAGUCGGGUUAAGUAGUGACGACAAAGAAAUCAGACAAGCUGCGUGUCACGUUUUGGCAAGGUUACAUUAUCAUGUGGAUGCACGACAAACUGGUAAAGAUAAUUUGUUGUGGAUUCGAUACAUUGAAGCUGUUUGUAAAGGUACAGCCCUUUUGCCGGACUUCAAAUUAAACAAUUUUGCUGCAAUUUACUUAGCAAGAAUGGCACUAAUAUUAACUCAACCGAAUCACGUAAUGUACGUACCGUUAUCUCAACAUUUGACAGCCAAAUCUUCUCUGGAUUUCAGCACAGUUCCUGAGCUGUACACAUUCCUACAUAGUUCCGAUGUCAACUUUAAAGAACACAGAAAUUUCAUUUUGGAACUUUUGAUAGAUGGAUUGAGAACAGAAAAAGAUUUCACCGAUUUCAUGCGUUCAAUGGCAUUUAAAUUAAUUUCAGAAUUAUAUUCUAGUACUGUGUCUGAUCUAGAUACUAAAUUAUUGAUAUUGGACGUGUUUAAAGUGAUUUGUGAUAUACCUUUAGGUAUUAAAGUUUUGUGUGAGAGUUAUUCUUUCUUAGUGCAAGUCUUUAUCGACAUCAACAAUCUCUUAAAAGCUCAUUCUAAAAAUAAUAACAAUAGUCUGUUGAUUAAAAAGAAUUUAGAAAUUGUUAAUAAGAUUAUAAGAGUCAAACAAGAUAGACAUACUUAUUUUACAGUUUAUUCAAUGGUAAAAAAUGUUAUUUUCAGUGAAUUUUAUGAUGUGCUUGCAGUAAACUGCGAACUGUUAUUAUUUGAAAUUUUAAUAGCAUUGCAGAGUAAAUUUAAUUGUUUACUUGCCAAUGAAUUCUACAAUGUUUUAUUGGGUAAAGUUAACGAUUCUUUGAGUAAUUAUUUAGAUAAAUAUGGCUGUGAUUAUUUCAACGUUGAUGAGUUAGAUGUUGUAGAUAAAUAUUAUAAUCUAAGGAAAUUUGUUAUAAAUUUCAAAAAAACGACAGUACCUAAGGGUAACUCACAAAAAAUCACAAAUUGAUAAAUAAGUUGUAAAAAACUCCUUUGUUUUUUAAGUGAUUAAAUGUAAACUUUUAUACAACGUAUUUUCAGGAA
This is a messenger RNA of Diorhabda sublineata, 5586 nucleotides long. RefSeq lists its product as uncharacterized. The coding region runs from base 125 to 5512 and encodes 1795 amino acids. NCBI's taxonomy places the organism in Eukaryota, Metazoa, Arthropoda, Insecta, Coleoptera, Chrysomelidae. Gene Ontology annotation, biological process: maturation of LSU-rRNA from tricistronic rRNA transcript (SSU-rRNA, 5.8S rRNA, LSU-rRNA); maturation of 5.8S rRNA from tricistronic rRNA transcript (SSU-rRNA, 5.8S rRNA, LSU-rRNA). The transcript is spliced from 8 exons. The record is from RefSeq and is a predicted model, not a curated record. Gene Ontology annotation, cellular component: nucleolus.